Zophobas morio is the source of this 2775-nucleotide messenger RNA. RefSeq lists its product as uncharacterized. The transcript has 2 exons. Lineage: Eukaryota; Metazoa; Arthropoda; Insecta; Coleoptera; Tenebrionidae. The coding region runs from base 273 to 2735 and encodes 820 amino acids. The record is from RefSeq and is a predicted model, not a curated record.
AUAACGUCACAACUAAAAAAAACGUGAUGUUGAGUUAAUACUCUAGUGAGAUGUGUGUAAUUAUUAUCUUCAAGGUGGAAAAGUGUCAUUUGUCAACUAGCAAAACACACCAAUAGAGGGCAGAUAUGUCGUUUUUCCGCUUGACAGAUUUUACGUUACAUCAAGCAAGAAUAGUGUCACUUCUGAGUUCGUACACGAAAUUUCAUGACGGUUAGUCAAGAAAAACGACACAACUUAAAACAGUACCCUUUUGUUGCAGGAGACCAAUUAUUAUGACUACAAGAGGGAAAAAAAUUGUCAAUGCUGCUCUGUUACAAAUGGAAUUAGCAAAUAGAAAAAAAGAUAAAGGUGAAGAAAACAUCAACAGUGAACACACAAUCGAUGAAAUACGUUUAGAACCCGCUUUCGACGACAUGAUUGACGAUAUUGCCAAGGUUCAAAACGAGAUUGGAGAAGCUGCAAAAGAUGAAGCUGAAAAGCGAAAUAAAACUGAAGUAAACAAAUUCUGUAAAAUGUCACCGGAAAAAUCCUGUGAAAGUACAAUUUUGAAUGUAACAAAAAAUCUAAACCAGAUUGAAAAAACAAAAGGUUUACAGACUGCAAGUGAGAAUGUUAGGAAGUUUAGUCGGAAUAAAGAAAAUAGGAGUCCAAUCGAUCCUCAGAGUCCUCAAUGUUCAUUUUGGAAAAGUUCCGGUAUUAAACAUGGAACAAAAUUAAAGUUAAAAAAAAUUACGAAAACCGGGAAACAGCAGGCAUUUGAAUCCGAUGACUUUUUCUCGGCAGAAAAUGGUGAUGAUUCAGACGCAGACCCGGAUUUUAAUGGUACAUCAAAUAAUUCUUCAACAAGCGACAGCAGCUUCUAUGAAGAGAAGAAACUGACGGAAAUAGGACAUGAACGUGGAAAACGCAGUACGGCUGAAGAUGUAGUUGUUGAGGAAGAAGUUAGAGUAGUACUCAAUGAACUAGCAGAAAAUCAAGAUCUGCCAAAAAAAACGAAAAAGAGAAAAGCAAAUCCAACAGAGUGGAAAAAAGAAAAAGCAAAAAUUCUUAGAAACAGCGGAAAAGGUUACCUUUCAUCUGCAAAAGUUCCAAAAGAAGUAAGAGGGAGGGCCAUUCAGCAACCUUGUGGCGACAAAUGCAAAGUAAAAUGUGCAAAUAAGAUCAGUCAGGAUAUGCGACAAAGAAUAUUUGAUCAGUACUGGAAUCUAGCAAAUCUUCAACUGCAGCGAGAAUACAUCUCCAAAAGUAUGAAUGUUGUUCGGCCCGCGUAUAGGUACCCGAGAGAAGGAAGUCAUCGAGGUUUGAAUCAUGCUUUCUAUUUCACAAUUUCUGGAAAACUCAUACGUGUCUGCAAAAUGUUUUUCAAGGCUACACUAGAUAUAACCGACCGGCCAAUCAGAACGGUAAUUAAAAAAAAUACGGAUGGUUUUGUAGCUGCUGACCAAAGAGGGAAACAUGGAAAACAUAGAGUAUUAAAUCCUGACUUGGGAGCGAGCAUUCGUGAACACAUCAAUAGUAUACCCAAAAUAGAAAGCCACUAUUUACGAGCCCAAACCACAAGAGAGUACAUCGAAGGCGGAAAAACAAUUGCAGGAUUACAUCGUGACUACAUGGAGCAAUGCAUUCAAAACAACGUUUCUUAUGGAAAUUUGACACAAUACUCUAGGAUUUUCAAUAAUGAAUUUAAUUUAAGUUUCUUCACUCCCAAGAAGGAUCAAUGCGAGCUCUGCGUAGCUUAUAACAAUGCCCAAGAUGCAGAAAAAUGUGAACUCAAAGAAAAGUAUGAGACACAUCUCAGAGAAAAAGAACUGUCUAGAGAACAGAAGAGAAAAUACAAAGAAUUAACAGCAGUAAAUAAACGUAUUAUACUGGCAACCUAUGAUCUCCAAGCAGUUCUACCCGCUCCACGUGGAGAAGUUUCUGUUUUCUAUUACAAGUCCAAAAUUAACAGCUAUAAUUUCACAAUUAGUGACAUGCAGUUCAAGAAUGUCGCAUGUUACUUUUGGCACGAAGGAGAGGCGAACCGGGGUGCAAACGAGAUCGGGACAUGUGUGAUGAAUUAUAUAAAACAGACAGCUGAAUUACAUAAUGAUGAAAAUGUCGAAAUGAUCUUUUUUUCCGAUAAUUGUUGUGGACAACAAAAAAAUAAAUUUAUUAUAAGUAUGUAUUUGUAUGCAGUUCAAAAAUUUACUGUUAAAUCGAUAACCCACAACUUCCUAAUAAAAGGACAUACUCAAAAUGAGGGCGACAAUGUUCAUGCUGUCAUUGAAAAAUCUGUAAAACAAGCUUUGAAGUCAGGACCAAUAUACCAUCCAAUGGAAUAUGCCAGAAUAAUCCGCUCAGCUAAAAAAACAGGUGUACCUUACAAGGUAAUGGAAAUGUCACAUUCAGAUUUUACAAACCUGAAAGAUCUUGCGCAGCAGAUUGGGCCUAAUUUUAGCAAAACUACUGAAAACGAAUCUAUUAAAAUGGGUGACAUUAAGAUCAUCAAAGUUUUGAAGGACGAGCCUGGUGUGAUUUAUAUAAAAACAUCGUAUGAGCAGGAGUUUUUUAAGAAAAUAAAUGUUUUUGGUAAACGAAAGCAUCCAGUGAAUUUCACAACGCUGAAUUGCAAACCAGCAUAUUCAAGAAAAAUUAAUAUUCCCGACAGAAAAAAAACCGACAUACAGGAUCUCAUAAAUGGGAACCACAUUCCUAAAUUUUAUGAAGCAUUGUAUAACACAAUUUUAAAUUAAUGGUUAAAUUAGUAAUUUUAAUAUAAGGAUAAGGUGUUAU